GCCUCCCGGGUUGGGAUGUUGAAAAGACGAGCUGCCCUUCAUUUCACAACCUAACAUCGUCUCACCAUGCCUCCUGUGUCUACUCACCACACCGACUCAUACACUCCUAGCGCUCACCAUUAUGGAUCAGGCGGAUCUGGGGCUGGCUCGUCUUCUGGAGACGAAACCCACGGUCCCGCUGAAUGGUCUAUCAGUCCACGGGAGUUCUGGAAGAAAACCAUUGAUACCCUUGCGCAUCAUACCAAGCGAAUGGAUGAUUCUGGUACCCUUGGUGGCAACGCCCACAGCGGUAACAGUGGUAAUGUCGAUGGCGGCAGCGUCUACAACCCUGACACCACCAUGAACGAAGGCAUGCCCACUCUCAUGAACAUGAACUCUAACAACGCCGGGACGGGUGGAGGCUCCAAGUCAGGAUGUGCCGGCGCCGGCAAGACUAGCUCUGCUGGAAGUGGAGGCAACGCAUCCAGUGGGAACAGCGGUACUGCCCACGGAGGCAGCGUCAGUGGGGCGCCCAGCGGCAUGAUUAACGUCGACUCUAACAAUGCGGGAGGUGCUGGAGAAACUGAGACUGGAUGUGCUACAGGUGGAGAUUCACAUGCCAGCACUUGAGCAGUCGUUUGCGCUCAGUUUCGGUUCUAUACCUCCGUUUGUCACUAUACCCAGCCACCAUUCCCCUUAAAUCUUCGUUGUUCUGAAAGACGUUAUACUCCCAUAUAUCCAUUGCGACAUGUAGGAGAUC
Messenger RNA from Somion occarium, 739 nucleotides. NCBI's taxonomy places the organism in Eukaryota, Fungi, Basidiomycota, Agaricomycetes, Polyporales, Cerrenaceae. The record is from the annotation of a GenBank genome assembly.